Messenger RNA from Amoebophrya sp. A120, 2104 nucleotides. NCBI's taxonomy places the organism in Eukaryota, Dinophyceae, Syndiniales, Amoebophryaceae. The record is from the annotation of a GenBank genome assembly.
CGAAGAACAAAAGCAAGAUCUGCACACUUAUUGCAAUAGCAAAGCGCUGCGAAAUUUUUGAUCACGUCUUUUUGCAAUCUUGCCUUAUUCUUUUUCGUGCAACAUUGACGCGAUGACAGCGGUUCUUUUUUCUGAAUUUUGUUUUUGAAAUAUCGAAUCGACACGAACGCUUUUAUUGUAGAAUAGCAUUUUGUCUUAAGUAAAAACACUAACCGAAAUCCGAUCCGGGCUUCGAUAUUUUGCAAAUCUUUGCAACCGCUCGAACCCAAAGGAAAAAAUGACCGCCACUCGCAAGACCAAGCUGAAAUCCGACCAGUAUUGUGCGUUUUUUUUGUUUUACGCCUAUGAUGUAGUGUCCGAAGAUACAUACUAACCCUAGAAUUGAAAGUGUAAAUAAAAAUUUGCAGGUUCGCACGGAACAUCCGGCACCGGGGAAACGUGGCGACGUCCGUGUUGUGCUAAAAAAAGUGUCUCUUUCUCCUGGCCACCUCCUCAGGCCAGGACAUUUUCGCAUCCCAAGCACCACGCUGCUCUCUUACCUGGCCCAAAAAUUUGCCAGGCCAGGUAAGAGAGUGCCGUGGUGUUUGGGCCAACUUUUUUUGGGGCGAUGCGGUCUUUUUUCCUUCCAAUCGCAAUGCUAUGCUCUUACCGGGCCUCAAAGUCUGGAGGCCCAGGUAAGAGCACAGCAUGGCGCUUGUGCUUCAAGAGUGUCUUUUUCCUCUGGCCACCUCCUCAGGCCUGGACGUUUUCGCAUCCCAAGCACCGCGUUGCUCUCUUACCUGGCCCCAAAACCUGGCAGCCCAGGUAAGAGAGUGCCGUGGUGUUUGGGCCAACUUUCGCGGGCCGGAGCAAUCUUUUUUCCAGGCGCCGCGCUAUGCUCGUAGCUUGGCGGCCAAUCUAUUUUUGAUCUAUUCCGCCCAAAUAUCUACUCGAAGAAAUUCCCUACCAAAUAAAAUUUGCAGGUUCGCGCGGAACAUCCGGCACCGGGGAAACGUGGCGACGUCCGAUCGCGAGAAGAGUAAGAGCGGAUUUCUAUCCUGAGUAAAAACGUACCCACACCAGAGUUGUAAUGCAGAUUUGCAAAGACAAGAAGACUUGUAAUGCGCAUCCCCAUGACAGCCAUUUCCAAUCGUGUUUUGGAAUUUGUGAUGCUGUGAACAGGAUGAGCCGAUGAAUCUGUGAUGCGGCUGCACUUGCUAACCUGCACAACACUGCAUAGCGCAACUUGUCAUGCGUGACUCACAAAACUCCCGGGUUUGUGUUGCAAAAUCCCCAUCCUGACUCUGGUGGGGGUACGUUUUUACUCAGGAUAAUUUCGGGUCGGCCCUCUGGUGUUGGCCUUUUUUCUGUUCGUGGUCGUGGGGUCCGCAAUUCUGCAGAUCAUUUCUGCGUCUCAGAAGGGAAUGCCAGCGGCGUGAUUACGCGACCGCGCCUCGAAGUUUUGAUCGACGACGCAGGGACGACCUGUGUUCACCUUGAAUCGUAAAUGCUAUAUGCUUCUUCAUCUUCUUCGGAGGCGGAUGAAGACAAAACGUUCCAGAUUGAUUCCGGAUCAUGGAGCUUCGUCCGCCACCUCCUCCUCUGGACUUUCUACGUACCCCGCCCGAAGAACGUGUCUCACCCCGCCCCGACUGCCCGGUAGUUGUCGGUCUACGCGAGAACAUAACUACCUUUGAAUUUCGCGGGAUCGCUGACAUACAGGCAGCAACGAUGUCGCCUCAAAUGAAAAGACUAUGGAUGUUGAGCAGAGAAUCGCGGUUCGGGAGUAAAUCGUUCCACGAACAGCAGACCGAUUGAUCACCCAGCAGGGUGGAAGACAUUUUAUUUUACUGUUGCUAGAAGUGACGGCGCUCUCCUUUCGGCUUUGAAAGACAGGCACGGGACAGUGCGCGAUGCAAAGUUGCAUCGCUCGCCUCGUCCCCGUUCGGUGCCCAAAGUCGGGCCGCGCGAAUUUAUUCUGCCACGGAAUUUUUAGUACACACCUAUGAAAACAGACUCAACCUCCAUGGCUGUGUAGAUGUAAGAACUACACGUGUUAUUUUCGUUGUAUCCUAAAAACAUCCUCGAGCUGUGUAUUGUACCCUGGUGGAGAACUACAGAACGG